This is a messenger RNA of Saccostrea cuccullata (small rock oyster), 2042 nucleotides long. Its product is annotated as lysophosphatidic acid receptor 6-like. The record is from RefSeq and is a predicted model, not a curated record. Gene Ontology annotation, molecular function: G protein-coupled receptor activity. Gene Ontology annotation, cellular component: plasma membrane. NCBI's taxonomy places the organism in Eukaryota, Metazoa, Mollusca, Bivalvia, Ostreida, Ostreidae. The transcript is spliced from 2 exons. The coding region runs from base 585 to 1793 and encodes 402 amino acids. Gene Ontology annotation, biological process: G protein-coupled receptor signaling pathway.
UUAACAACGAUGCAAUGAUUUCCUGGGCCCCUGUAUUCAUCUAGCAAAAGUUUUACUUUGUUAUUGUUGUUGAAUUAUGUUUGAAUAUUCUAGAGAACCUUCGACUUUUGUAUAGGACAUACAGCGUCUAUAAGAAACAAUGUUCUUCACUUGUGAGUGGAUCAGAGUGAAAUAACCAGAAAUGUUUUAAGCUUACCGUUGUACCUGUACAUUUUGAACUCUGUUCUCAUCGAAUGACCAAAAAAUCCCAAAGGCCCCUUAACAGAUCGAGGUGCAGAAUGUAGUCGGCGCUGCAAUCGGUGCUUAAUGGAUGGAUGUCAUACUCGAUUUCGGAUAUCAUAAUACAUUAAGCAUAAUAACAAUAGAGUAUCGUACGAGAGUUCCAGCUGGUAAUGUGCGAAAAAUAUUACCAAACAACCUCUUUGUGCUUCUGAGAACUUAACCUUAGGACAUUAAGCCAGUGUGAAUACGGUACGCUUGUUAGUUCAAUCUAAGGCUGUUCGUGGACCAAGAUGUAAACUGAUAAAAUUUUGAUAGAAUCUUUUAAUAUCUGGAUUUUGCCUACCUGAGUGAACAAGACGACCAUGGAGACACAGGCGGCUUUCAGUGAAGAUAACUUUACCACGCCUCUCUAUAAUGCAUCCACCAGUGGUCUAGAGUACACCUACCUCAAUAUCUAUCCCAAGUUCUGUCCCGAGGCAGUGGCGGUCGACAAAUACGUCACCCCAUACACAUACGUCAUCGGAUUUCCCGGGAAUAUCUUUUCUCUUAUCAUAUGGCUUCAGCGUCGCAUGCGGAACUCCUCUGGAUAUUACCUUGCUGCUUUGGCCCUUGUUGAUCUUUUGUUUUUGUCUCUGCAAGUUGUGUAUGAGCUCAAUGAAAAAUGGGAUGUAAAGUGUCUGGAUUUACCAUUUGUUUGUGAAUUUUACCCCAUUAUUUUCUUGACCUCCCAAUAUCUCUCUCCGAUCCUCGUGUUGUCUUUUACAGUGGAGAGAUACAUAAGUAUCUGUCACCCAUUCAAAAGGGAAGCGUGGUGUACUACAAAAAAUGCUAAAAUUGUAAUUAUUUCUACAACCAUUGGCUGUUUAUGCAUUAAUAGUAUCCAAGGCUUUUUCUGGUCUUAUGACUCUGACAACAAAACUUGCCUUCUCCGAAAUUCAGUGAUCGAAAACGGAACAUCUUCUUUCUGGACCAUAUGGACCUGGUGUGUGGAAGCGUUUGUGUUUCUGUUAGUGCCGCUGGCGAUCCUGUAUUUCAAUAUUCAUGUCAUUGUGGAAGCGAAAAGACUUUCAAAUUUUGAACAAAGCACGUUACAUACACGUACUCAUCGAAAUUCUGCAACGACAGUUAUGUUACUGGCGGUCUCUUUUUACCAAAUUUUUACGACACUUCCGGUGACCAUUGUCGUAACUUUGUACUAUUCGUUUCCUCCUGAUGAAUUAAGCGUAUUGCCAACUAUAACUGACAAAUGGAAGUCGCAUUUUCAGUACUAUUGGGCCAAAACUAUUAUCGAAGAAAUAGGUUUGACUCAUUAUGCAGGAAACUUUUACAUUUACAUGCUGACAGGCAAAAUUUUUCGACAGGAGUUCAAAAAACUUAUGCGGCCAUUAAUCGGUGGGUUGAAAGUAAAACUCACAAAUAAUUCAACAACUGAAUAUACAACUGUUCGAACUGGAAGUGUUAAGCAUAAAAAGGAAGUUACGGUGCGCAUGUGCAACGGAAUUGCGAAUGGUCACCCCACAGACUCGGCCGAAAGUGAACCAGUUUUAAACUCCUCGGAAACGCAACUUUGACGAAAUUGUGAUAUUAAUAGUGUGUAGGUGUAUUCGAGUGUGAAGGAAAACUGGACCAAACAUAUUUUGUUUGAAGUUUGUCCGAUUGUUGUAUUUAUUAAAAUGUAUACAUAAUAUUUAUUCGAAAUGUUCAGUUAAUUUGCAUAACCAGUAAUCUGGUUGAUAUUUUGACAAUUUUGAUCAGAUGCAUCUGUGUCCAAAGCAAUGUUGAAUGCAUUCGUUUUCUUAAUAAAGUUAAAAAUAAUUCUG